Messenger RNA from Hirsutella rhossiliensis, 924 nucleotides. RefSeq names its product ATP phosphoribosyltransferase domain-containing protein. Bases 1 to 924 code for a protein of 307 amino acids. The record is from RefSeq and is a predicted model, not a curated record. Gene Ontology annotation, cellular component: cytoplasm. NCBI's taxonomy places the organism in Eukaryota, Fungi, Ascomycota, Sordariomycetes, Hypocreales, Ophiocordycipitaceae. Gene Ontology annotation, biological process: L-histidine biosynthetic process. The transcript is spliced from 5 exons. Gene Ontology annotation, molecular function: ATP phosphoribosyltransferase activity; magnesium ion binding.
AUGGAUUUGGUCAACAGCCUCGAGGGCCGCCUGCUCUUUGCUGUGCCGAAGAAGGGUCGCCUGAAUCAGGCCGCCUUGAACCUGCUCGAGGGCGCUGACAUCCAGUUCCGCCGCGAGAACCGUCUCGACAUUGCUCUCGUUAAGAACCUCCCCAUCGCCCUCAUCUUCCUCCCCGCCGCCGACAUACCCACCUUUGUGGGCGAAGGCCGUGUCGAUCUCGGCAUCACUGGCUGGGACCAGGUCAACGACCCCGAUCCUCACUCUUCGGGAUGUGAUAUGGUGAUGGAUCUUGGCUUUGGCGGAUGCAAGCUGCAGGUCCAAGUUCCCGAAAAGGGCAAGUAUGCCACAAGCCAAGACCUCAUCGGCCGUACAAUUGGUACCAGCUUUGUCCAUCUCGCAGCCGAUUAUUUUGCCAAGCUCGAGUCCGAGUCGGCCGGCGAUCCCAUCACCGACGGCUCUGAUCGAAAACUGCGUACCAAGAUUAUCGAGUUGAGCGGCAGUGUCGAGGCUGCCUGUGCGCUGGGCGUCGCCGAUGGCAUCGUUGAUCUCGUGGAGUCUGGCGAGACAAUGCGCGCGGCCGGCCUCAAGGCCAUCGACACAGUCGUCGAAUCCACUGCCGUCUUGAUCAAGUCCCGCUCGCCUUCGAAUCCGGACAUGAUCCACCUCAUCACUUCCCGAAUCCGCGGCGUCAUCACGGCUCAAAAGUACGUCCUCUGCCAGUACAACGUCGAGCGGGGACGCCUGCCCGAGGCCCGGAAAAUCACACCGGGCAAACGCGCCGCCACGGUGACGGCGUUGGACGCCGACGACUGGGUCGCUGUUAGUUCCAUGGUGGAGAAGAAGAAGAUUGCUCUGGUCAUGGAUGACUUGUCUCGGGUCGGGGCCCACGACAUUCUUGUGCUCGAUAUCCACAACACACGGUGA